AUGAAGCGUAUCGAAGAAGAGAUGCAGAAAUUAUUUUCUCUCUCUGACUCGGUCAUUCAAAUACGGGAUCAAAUUGCGACCCAGAUAAACAGCACGAUAAAUAUCGGUAUGGAACAGUUGAGAUCAAAUGUAAAGGAGUCUCUUGAAAAAUUAUUAUGUGAGAAAUUUGAAAAAUUGAAUCAUUCGGUUUUGCAAUUAAAUACGAAUCAGAAUAUAGCUGCUAUUAAUAAUGCUCGCGCGCGGAUUGGGACGAUUCCUUCUGAAUCGGACCAAAUCGGCAAAAAGCGUAGAAUCGAAUACGAAAAUAAUGACGAUGUUUUUGACGACGGUGCAACUUUUGCGCAAGUUGUUAAAAGUCGCGGUAAAAACAAUAAAUCUAACUCAAGUAACAAAAGUAAUACUAAUAUCGGAUUUAAACCGGUUAAACCUAAGACUCGUCCGGUUAUUGUGAUUAAACCGAAAGAGUCCAAACAACCUUGCGAGGAAACUCGGAAGUUUUUAAAAACUAACUUAGAUCCUAAAACACACAAAGUUAGUAAUUUCAGGAACGGUAAAGAUGGUUCCAUUAUUGUCGAAUGCGCCGUUGGCGAAAAUAUUGAUUUAGUGAAAAAUGGCAUUCAAAGCAAUCUGGGUGAAAAAUACAGUGCUGUUGUUCCCACGUCGGUGCCUAGAUUGAAAGUAGUGGGCAUGAGUGAGAAUCUUUCUCCUGAUGUUUUCAUUGACUAUUUAAAGAGUCAAAAUGAUUGCAUCACAAUCAAUGAGUUACGAAUUCUGAUAUGAAAAUAACCG
Molecule: messenger RNA, 789 nt
Organism: Wyeomyia smithii (pitcher-plant mosquito)
Lineage: Eukaryota; Metazoa; Arthropoda; Insecta; Diptera; Culicidae
Exons: 2
Coding region: 1-780 (259 amino acids)
Source: RefSeq, a predicted model, not a curated record